AUGCUCUACAACACGUCUGCUCUCUGUGCUCCAAAACUGCCAUCCAUCGGAUCUCCAAUAUCGGUCAUCAAGACCGGCGAUGUUGUUAGAGACUAUUUUAUCUGCGAUAAGGUGUAUCUUGGAAAAUUCGGUGUAGAGACAGUGUCGGAAAAAGUCGACGGCGGUGGCGCAUUCUCUCUUCAACUGUAUCCGACGAACAACGAAAUUUCCCGUGUAGCUGCAGAGAAGAAGGUUCUAUGCGGACAACUUCUGACCGGCUUCCGUCAUUGUACACAGUUCAAUGAACGCUUCUCAUUUGGAGAUUACUACGUGAUUGUUUCUGAUGAAAUGCUCUCGAUGGAAACUUAUAUGGAGGAGUAUAACGUCAAGAAGCUUAGCUCCGGUAACGUCUGGCCAUCGGGUGCGUUAUGCUCAAAGGUCUUCAUCAUAUUCAUCAACUGGGCGUUACGCAUAACAACUUGGCACCAUCGUCUUUGUUUUUUGAUACAAAUUUGA
Molecule: messenger RNA, 495 nt
Organism: Caenorhabditis elegans
Lineage: Eukaryota; Metazoa; Nematoda; Chromadorea; Rhabditida; Rhabditidae
Gene: R193.1
Exons: 4
Coding region: 1-495 (164 amino acids)
Source: RefSeq, marked reviewed